Molecule: messenger RNA, 2089 nt
Organism: Lolium perenne
Lineage: Eukaryota; Viridiplantae; Streptophyta; Magnoliopsida; Poales; Poaceae
Product: G-type lectin S-receptor-like serine/threonine-protein kinase At5g24080
Biological process (GO): protein phosphorylation
Molecular function (GO): protein kinase activity; ATP binding
Source: RefSeq, a predicted model, not a curated record
CUCUCGCAAGCAAAAAUCACAACGCAAAUGGUGGUGAGUACCUCUUGGGCUCUCCACCUCCUAUCUCUCCACCUGCUCCUACUCGCCGCCACCAACAAGGCCACUACAUUCAGCAUCAUCAACCAAUGCUCCUACACCGUGUGGCCAGCUGCCGUCCCAGUGGGAGGCGGCAAGAAGCUCGACCCAGGGGAGGCAUGGGUUCUGAAUGUGCCCGCUGGCACCACGGGCGGGCGCAUCUGGGCGCGCACAGGCUGCUCAUUUAAUGGCAAUGGUAACGGGUCAUGCCAAACAGGCGACUGCGGCGGUUUGCUUGCCUGCACGGGCUAUAGCCAGCCGCCCAACACGCUCGCAGAGUUCACAGUUGGCCAAGGACAAAUGAAAGAUUCCUUCGACAUCUCCCUCAUCGACGGAUUCAAUGUGCCCAUGGACUUCCUGCCGGUGCCCGUUGAGGGAAGGUCAGUGUGCAAGGGGUCACGCUGUCCAGCCAACAUCACAUUGCAGUGUCCAAGCGAGCUGAAGGCACCAGGGGGGUGUAAAGAUGCAUGCACGGUGUUCAACCAGGACAGGUACUGCUGCACCGGUAACGCGGCAAGCAAUUGCAGCUCCACGAACUACUCGAUCUUCUUCAAGAAGAUGUGCCCAGAUGCCUACAGCUACCCCAAGGAUGAUAGCUCCAGCACUUUCAGUUGUCCGACGAGCACCAACUACCAGAUAAUCUUCUGUCCCCUGACAAAUCAAACAAUUUCUCCUGCAGCUGUGAGUCCUCUACCUACACCUGCGGCCGACAUACCAUCUGCAUCUCCAAGUCCCCUACCUGCACCCAUUGGGCCAACAAGCAAGAAAUCCUUGACAGCAAGCAGAGUUCCUAUGGUUCUAGCUCCUGUAGGCGGCUUCAUUUUGUUAACAGUGUUAUUCAUCUUUACUUUACUCAUAUAUAAACGAAGAACACGGCGACACCAGGAGAUGAACGAGGAAGAAGAGUUUGGAGGGCUACAAGGAACGCCAAUGAGAUUCACAUUUCAGCAGCUAAAAGUAGCAACUGAGCAAUUCACGGAGAAGCUAGGGGAAGGAGGGUUUGGAUCUGUUUUCAAGGGACAAAUUGCUGAGGAAAGUAUUGCCGUAAAACGUUUGGAUAGAGCUGGUCAGGGAAAAAGAGAAUUCUCAGCAGAGGUUCAGACAAUUGGCAGCAUUCAUCACAUUAAUCUGGUAAGAUUGGUUGGUUUUUGUGCGGAGAAAUCCCAUAGGCUCUUGGUAUACGAGUACAUGCCCAAAGGAUCCUUGGACAGAUGGAUCUAUUUUCAGGAUGACAAUAAUGCCCCUCCUCUGGACUGGAGCACGCGAUGCAAGAUUAUUAAGCAGAUAGCUAAGAGCCUUGCUUACCUUCAUGAGGAGUGCACGAAAAAGAUUGCCCAUUUGGAUGUUAAACCGCAAAAUAUCCUCUUAGAUCACAACUUCAAUGCUAAACUUUCGGAUUUUGGACUAUGCAAGCUCAUAGAUAGGGAUAUGAGCCAAGUGGUUACUAGAAUGAGAGGCACACCAGGAUAUUUAGCUCCUGAAUGGUUGACAUCACAUAUCACGGAAAAGGCAGAUGUCUACAGCUUUGGUGUUGUGGUCAUGGAAGUCGUCAGCGGAAGAAAGAACCUUGACACCUCCCGAUCAGAAGGGAGCAUCCAUCUCAUUACUCUCUUGGAAGAAAAGGUGAAGAGUGAUCGAUUGGCAGAUUUAACUGACAAUAACAGUUACGACAUGCAAGCACAUAAGCAGGAUGCAAUCCAGAUGAUGGUGCUUGCAAUGUGGUGUUUGCAGAUUGAUUGCAAAAAAAGGCCUAAGAUGUCUGAGGUCGUCACAGUUCUUGAAGGUAAAAUGGAUGCAGAUACCAGCAUAGAUUAUAACUUUGUCACAACAGGUCAAGUAAAUGUUGGUAUUGCUGGAAAUGUAAACCCUUCAGCUCCACCUCUAAACUCAGAUGUAUCAGGGCCCAGGUGAAAUGAGACUGUCCCGGCAAAAAAGCCAAUUAGAUUGUGAGCAUGAGUUUCUCUUAUGUAAAAGAGAAGCCCCGGCCUGUUGUAUUUACUUUCUCAAAUUACUA